CUGAGAUCUCUGUCCAGAAGAGUGGAGUCCGAGGAACAGCUAAGAUACUGCGCAGGACCCUCAAGCUCCCAGGCAUCUGGUAGAGGACCCGAGUCUGAAGGAUGAAUACUGUGAGAGAAGGGAAUUUUUUACAAGCCACAAAAUGUUUUAGCACUGAUAAAAAUCACAAUGUAAUUUCCCUUACAAAACGAAUCUCUCCAUAGAACAUUUUUGUUCAAAAGUCAAUUUUGUAUGUGUUUAUUGAUAUUAAUAGCUAUUAAUAAGCUAUUAAGCUUUAAUUUAAUUUUAAGUUUUAAGUUUUAAUUAAAACUCUAAGAACCUUUGUUUUUUUGUGAAAUUUGUUUAGGCAGUAUGGAUGUUCGAACACGAAGUGGAGGGGAAAGAGGGGCAGAGCAACACAUGAGGACAUUUUUCUUCAUACUUGAGAAAAUUUCCACCUAACAACUUGUGUAAAAUGUUAUGUUUUAUUUGUGUUAUUAUUAGAUAACAUAUUAAAUAUUAUUUUUCAUAGAAUUUUAAUUUUGCUAUCUCGCUCUACAUAUCUCUGGAAUAAGUAAGAAAGAGUUUAGGAUGUGUUGUUAACAUAAAAAGCUGGUAAAUUAACUUAUUUAAAAAAAAGGAUUAUACAGUAAUAGGGCAAUUUUUUCUUUGUCCUGUUGAGCCUGUUGUGUGUUUUCUGUUUACACAUGCAGGCUGUCGGUGACACUGUCUUGUCCCUUGGAUCUUACGCUUUUCCCAAUGGACACACAGCUAUGCAAGAUGCAGCUGGAGAGUUUUGGCUACACCACCAGUGAUCUUGUGUUCAUGUGGCAGUCUGACCCAGUUCAAAUGGAUGAGAUUGCUCUCCCACAGUUUGACAUCAAGCAAGAGGAUAUAAAAUAUGGAAACUGCACAAAGUACUACCAAGGAACAGGAUACUACACCUGUGUCGAGGUUAUAUUUACGUUGCGACGGCAGGUCGGUUUUUACUUGAUGGGAGUUUACGCUCCAACACUGUUGAUUGUUGUUUUGUCCUGGUUGUCAUUCUGGAUCAACCCUGAUGCCUCAGCUGCAAGGGUGCCACUAGGUCGUUGAAACCCGCUGUAAGAAAGUUUGCACUUCGAAGUCUGACCUUCGCUCCAGUGACUUCAGCAUCGUGGGAUCUUUACCUCGAGACUUUGAACUUUCUAACUUUGACUGUUAUGGUAAACCAGUUGAAGUUACAGGGGCCCUCAAAUCCCAAAACAAAGCCAACAAGAAACCACCACCACCUAAACCUGUCAUACCGGCAGCUGCUAAGCGCAUUGAUCUUUAUGCAAGAGCCCUUUUUCCCUUCUCUUUCCUCUUCUUCAAUGUUGUCUACUGGUCAAUCUAUCUGUAAGAGGAAGAAGAAGAAAGUGAUUUGUAUCUUGGGUACAGAGCGGACAGUGCUGACAUUAAAAGUACACUUUUCUUUGAUAAAUCAUAUAGUAAAUUUAUAUAUAGGUCAUUCCAUUAAAAAAAAUCUGUUUAAUCAGAUAAAAGUUCCCACCUUACUCUGUCAGAAACAGCUUUCAUGUACAAUAUUUUUAGUAUUUUCAAGGAAGCAGUGAAUAAUAUUACCUUCAUCCUGUCAAUAUUUUCCAAGGUACAUGGAUGCUUGAAAGUUGAGUUGACACUCACCCAUAGGGUGAGUGUCAACUCACCCUAUGGGUUAGAUAUCGGGUUAAAGCAAGUUAUAUCAUGGAAGGUCUCCUUUUUACCUACAUUUUCAACCUGUUCACAUCUGCUAUACAGGUAUACAACACAAAAACUGGUGGGUUGUUUGUUUGUUUGUUUGUUUUUUUAACAAUGGAUAUGUGCCAUAAAACAAGCUAUUGCAGAAAUCCACCAUAUGUGAUGAAAUUAGAAAUGCCUGCAACUAGAACAUGUUUCCAACCAACUAACAGUAAUCUCUGAGCAGUCUUACUCGUUCAGCAGUGUUGAUGCUCCAAGGAAACCAUGCCUAUCACAGCUUUAUUCCAGUCGAUCAAAACAGACUGGAAACUGUCAGUUUGUCUGGUGUCAAAAAUACAACCAUUAUGAAGGCUGGAUUUAUUAUUCCCAGAAGUUCCUACACAAGAUUGCACGUCGUUGCUAACUAACAACUCUUUUUUUCUGUUUAGAGCCAUGUUUGCAAAGCUGCAAAAACCAGUGUGGUUCCCGGGUAUAACUGCAAAUUUUCACAAAUAUAAAACUUAGCGUCCUAUUGCUUGAGUUCCCUUAAAGCCUGUAUAUUAAGUAGGCACUGCAUGUUUGUCUUUGUGUAAUACAGGACAUUGUGCUAGUUAUAACCUAAAUUAUGCAGUUUAAAAUAUAACUGUAUCCUGUGCAUUAGAAAUAAAUGCUUUUUAUUGAGGGUAACAUUACUGGUCACACUUCAUGCUAAAUGUAUAGUAUUCUAGAGUGGCCAAUGUGGAUGAGAAUCGAGAAAAAGAAGGUUCUCUACAAGAACCGGUUCCUAGUAGUCCAAUUCCUUGGAAUUGUUAGUCUGCCUGCCUGUCAAUCCCGCUUAUCAGUUCUGGCAUGUAUUCUACAAUUAGCUGAUUUCAGUUAUGGAGGAGCAAAUUGUAGGGCAGUUUCCAGCGUGGAUACGAACAUAAUUUUUAUUUUUAUUGCAAAAAAAGGAAGUGCAAACUGCAUCCAGGACAGAACAGGUUGUUGCUAAUAUAACAGCAUGCAAAUGCUAAGCUAUCCAAGAUCCCAGAGCGAUGCUAAGCUGAGUGAAUGCUGAUCCCAGCCCAUGGCUGAGCCAUCACUUGUGAGCUGCCGUGAAGCCAGCUGCCACUGAACUUCAUCCGGUAACAAACAGAUGAGCAGUUAGGCUGCAGGCUUCGUUUCUACCUGUUUUUAUUUAUAUAUUUAUAUUUAUUUAUAUAUUUAUAUAGCCCAAAAUCACAACAAUCUGUUCAUGUUUCUGAAGUAGAAUCAACAUGGAGAUCACUUAAAAGUCUCUUUGUGCUUGUUUUCAUUUUUUUUGUGCUGUAGGCUUUGUGUUCAUACCUAAAUACUAAGAGAAAUAUUAUAUGUGUCCUCAUUAGGGCAGGGAUUUGUGUUGAUGUGUGGGACUGUAAAUUCAGGUUUAUAUUGGCAAAUGGUAAUUAUGAGACAAUAUGUUUUUGUUCAUUUGACCGAGAAAUGCAGUUAUAAUGUAACAAAUAGUGUAACAAAGUACUUCCUCCUCCUUUUGAGUAAUGACCCCUGAUCGUAACAAAGAGUGGAAAUACCUCCAACAUCCACAAAUAUUUGACCCAGCGGAUGUAAUUAAUUUGCAUGAAAGUAAUGUCUUUGACAUGGUGCUUAGAGAUGUUGGUGACUCUGAAAAUGAGAAUGGAUACGGGAAUCGAAUCGAUAAGUGAUAUCAAUCAUGAAAUCCCAUCCCUAGUGGCGAAUAAUAAAUAAAAUAAAUUCCAUGAUGAAAAUAUAAUCCAAAGAGAAUAAAAAAUGUAAAAAUAUUCUUCUGCAAUUUCCCUGUUGUUUCAAGUUUGACAGUAGAAGCAUGAUUAAAUUUAUUUAUAUUAUAACAGUCUUAAUUUAGACAUUUUAUUGGCACCAUAUUGAAAAAAAAGAAACAUUUUAAUGUUUUUAAUUAGAUGCCGUGUUUUCAUAUUAAGGUAAAAAAAAUCCAAGUCAUAUUAGAUUCACGGCCUUUUUUUCAUCACUACGUCAGCGCAACAGAGCCAGACUGGAAGGCUGACACUUGUUACUAAGACUAAUCUUUUUAGUGGUUGUGAUUGUGGAAGUCCUGUGAUCCUUGUGCUUUUAGAUCUUACUGCAGCGUUUGAUACUCUUGACCACAAUAUUCUUACCUCUCGUUUGGAACACCUGGUUGGCAUCAAAGGUGCAGCACUGGAUUGGCUUCGUUCAUAUUUGAGUGGCAGAACGUUUAGUGUUAAAGUUGAAAAUUUGGAGUCCACCUCAGCCCCCCUUCCUUGUAGAGUGCCUCAGGGCUCAAUCCUUGGCCCUCUUCUUUUUUCAUUAUACCUGGUCCCUUUGGGGUCUAUUUUUAGAAAACACAAAAUAUCCUUUCACUGCUAGGCAGGCAACAGCCAAAUUUAUUUGCCUUUAGCACCAAAUGGCCCAGGCUCCAUCCAAAUCCUUUUGAACGGCCUUGAAGAUGUCAAAGCUUGGAUGGCUCUGAACUUUUUGAAUUGCAAUGAGAGUAAAACGGAGGUGAUUGUAUUUAGACCUAAUAAUAUUUCAUGCAACCCGCUUAGAAAUUGUGGUUGGCUAGGGUCUUAUAUCAAACAGCAUGUGACAAAUUUGGGAGUCAUUAUGGACUCAGAUUUUAAAUUGAACAAACAUAUUAGUUCUGUGUUGCAACAAAGCUUUUUCCAGUUGAGGCAAAUAGCAAAGCUGAAGCCAGUUUUGUCAAAAUGUGACAUGGAGAAGGUAAUACAUGCCUUUAUUUCAACAUGGCUUGACUACUGUAAUGCACUUUAUGUUGGAGUCAGCCAAGGGUCUCUUGCACGUCUUCAGCUCAUUCAAAAUGCUGCUGCCCGCCUCUUGACUGGUACCCACAGGCAUGAACAUGUAAUACCUAUCCUGUCCUCUCUUCAUUGACUUCCUGUUCAUGACAGAUUACUUUCAAAGUCCUAACGCUGGUUUAUAAAUGCCUUAAUGGUCUUGCUCCCCCAUACCUUUCCAAGUUGCUUCAGCCUUAUAUUCCUUCGCAGACCCUUAGAUCAGCUGACCAGCUGCUGUUGGUUGUCCCAAAAUCUAGGCUAAAACAUAGAGGAAAACGAGCCUUUUCAAUUAUGGUCCCCAAGCUUUGGAAUACGCUCCCUUUAAAUAUUAGACAGGCAUCUUCGUUUCCUGUUUUUAAGUUGCUUUUGAAAACACACCUUUUUUCGAUAUUAUGUGUAUUAAUAUGUUUUUAUGUGA
Haplochromis burtoni (Burton's mouthbrooder) is the source of this 4881-nucleotide messenger RNA. Its product is annotated as glycine receptor subunit beta. Gene Ontology annotation, cellular component: synapse; membrane; neuron projection. Lineage: Eukaryota; Metazoa; Chordata; Actinopteri; Cichliformes; Cichlidae. Gene Ontology annotation, biological process: regulation of membrane potential; signal transduction; nervous system process. The record is from RefSeq and is a predicted model, not a curated record. Gene Ontology annotation, molecular function: extracellular ligand-gated monoatomic ion channel activity; neurotransmitter receptor activity; chloride channel activity.